Molecule: messenger RNA, 1085 nt
Organism: Procambarus clarkii (red swamp crayfish)
Lineage: Eukaryota; Metazoa; Arthropoda; Malacostraca; Decapoda; Cambaridae
Source: RefSeq, a predicted model, not a curated record
AUGGUAGAACAGGAGCGACGAGGCUCAGUAACGCAGCUGCUGCUGGAGUGUGUGCAGCUGUAUGCCCCGCCCAGCCCCAACCACUACCCGCCCCCUGACCCGGACUGCUGGGACGACGCCCGACGACCGCCCCGCCAAGACAAAUCCAAACAACUCCCCAUUAUUUCACGUCCCAGAAACUAUGACCAGCGGGAACACACACAAAUGAUCCGUAAAGAUGCGAGAAUCGAGAGAGCAGUGAACAAGCAUGAGGCAGCAACACUCCUCCCACCAGAGCCACUGUCCAACACCGACAAUGUCAACAACACGGAUGGAGAUAUGACCAAAGUGGCCGUGGCGCCAGGUGGACCAGCCGGUAGAGGCACUACUUCUGGACAAAAGCCCAAAGGUGUGAUGAGCGGGUGUUCCGGGGCGUACCAGCAGGCGGUGUUAGAGGUCCGGGGACCGAUGCCAGACGAGAGCGUGGUGAUGCUGGGACUGCCAGGAGAUGAACCCGUCAUCCUCCACCACCAUCACCACCACCAGGACCAUCAGACCAUUAACACCUGUUCCUUCAGAGUGGCGAUGGCGGCGUCCAAGAUGAAGUCUGUGGGGCUGAGAGUGACCCGCCACCAGGUGGUGUCUUCCGGGGGCCGCGACGACGCCAGCGACACAACCUCCCUCUCACGUUCCAUGGUGGGGGGGAGGCGGCAUGACAGGCCAAGAACCGGAAAGAAGGUGUUUGAGGACGCGUACGUGAUGACCUGGAGUCAGCCCAUCCUGACGGCGGACGGCAGUGACUUCAGCAUCACCUUCAACAAGCCCAAGAAGGUGCGGGUGGUGCGCGUCGGGAAGGUACGGAGGAGGAGCCUGGCAGCAGAAGUGUUGCCGCCCCAAGAGGACCUGGAGCCGGCCAGGGAGGAGGCGGAGUGGCUGGCCUGGAGGAGGGUCCACGACAGAGUGGAGGAGUGGCUGAGGGACAACACCCGGGCCGACCCCGACGAGUCUCACGUCGUGGCCAUGUUACUGGAGACAGACAGCAAGAAGGCCGCGCUCCUCUCCAGUUGAUACUCAGCCUUCCUGGGUGACACCAACACCGCCCCUCU